AAAACGUGAAAUUAGAUAAAAUUCAAGAUUGUUUUGUGCUAGAAAACGUAGAGAAUUUGAUUCACGAUGACUGACGCUGAUAGCCAGUCGGCUGACGGCAGCAGCGCUUUGCUUGUGACUAGUGGUUCCGCAAAUGAAGAGGACGUGAAUAACAACAGUACUUCCGAGCAACAGUUGAAUACAUCCCGUGGCGAAGUACAAUUUUCUCGCAUACUCGAUGCUUCAGUCCCCCAAAUCUACCGGAGCGAGUAUCCGGUUACGCAGAUCAAUGGUUGCCGUCAGUAUGGCCCACCAAUGAACUGGACUGGACCGAUUCCUGGCUUCGGCUGUGAGAUCUACGUGAAGCGUAUCCCACCGGAUUUUACUGAAUCGGAAUUGGUACCGGUGUUUGAGCGUUUCGGUCGGCUGUAUGAGAUGCGGCUAAUGAUGGACUACAACAACCAAAAUCGCCGAUACUGUUUUGUGCGUUACACAACCGAAGAAGAUGCGAAAGUGGCAAUCGAAGUCCUGAAUCAUCAUUUUGUUAAGGAAGAUCAAAUGCUCGAAGUCCAAAAAUCUUUUGAAAAGUGUCGUCUAUUUGUGGGAAAUUUACCGAAAGAUCUUGAUCGUAAAACGAUCGAAAUUUCGUUCCGCUCACUUUUUCCGGAAAUGACUAGAUUUGUAAUGCAUAACCGAAUAGCUGACGGGGAAAAGAAUCGCGGUUUUGCCUUUAUGGACUUCCCGGAUCACGCGGCGGCUCUGCGAGCAAAAAAGGAAACCACUCCGGGUUGCAUGCGAAUGUGGGAUCGUGAUAUUAAGAUCGUCUGGGCCAACCCACAACGGUCGCUGGAUCACUCUGGGGUGGACGAAGUUAAGACACUGUUCGUACGAAACAUCGACCUAACGGUCAACUCGAAAGAUCUGUACGAUCUCUUCACCCGGGUGGUACCCCGGCAGGACAUUAUCAAGAUAUCCCGGGUGCGAGAGUUUGCAUUUGUUGAGCUUGCUUCGCGCGAGCAGGCAGAGCUGGUUAUGUAUGCUAUCCAGGGGUACACGCUGAAUAAGUUCUCGCUGGAUAUUGAGUGGGCUAUGCCACCACUUAGGAACUCGUUCCACAACAUGAAGAACUACGAUUUUGACUCGUUGCUACGCAUCAAGUGCAUCGCCAACGGUUGGGACCUACCUAUCAUACUGUACGGGCGUGUGUUUACGCUUAGCUGCCUGCAGUACGCAACGCUUAUUCUGCGCAAUAAAGGUCAAGUGCAUGUUUACUUUGUCGAAAUCUUCAUCACCGGAUUGGUCGACGUACAGAGCCGAAUCUGUGAAGCGAUCAUUUCUCUGAUUCUCGAAAGUGGAACGCUUCCGUUGCCGCAUCUGGUGCUUAAGUUGAAAAAUGAUUCGAUGAUGUUGGUUGGUUCAGUAUCAUCGUUGGCACAGCCAGUCAUGAAUCUAGCUCGCAAUGUGGACCAAUCGCAAAAAUUGUUCUGGAAUGAAAUAGUCGACUUAUGCGCGGCUGCUCAUAAGCUUACACAGUUUUCCUUCGACAAAUUAUACGCGCUCUAUCACCGAGAACUCGAAAAAGGUAUACCGUUUCCCUAUCUCGAGUCGAUCGUACUGAACGAUCGAAUCAUCGGCUGCCUUCAUCAGUCCUUUCGCUGUCGCCCAGCACUGAACCGGAAACUGGACGAUCGCGAAAUCAUUUUGGUUCUGUGUGAUCAGUAUACGCUAACGAACUACAAUUUCACCAAAAAGGAUAAUUACAUAGCCGAGCCACUGUCCAUGGUGGAUGCUAUCGGUCUGAGCACGAUUACCUACAAAAUACUACCCAUGUUGCCAUCCCGUUUCGUGCAGGCCAGCUGUGGACGAAAAAUCGAGGCUGUCUUUUUUGGCUUGAAUCCCUACUCGAACACAGAAGUUCCCGGCGGGUUAGCCUUGUGCAUGCCUAACCCCGACAAUAUGGUUCAAGUCAGAAAUGACUACCGCCAACCACCGCGUAGCUACUAUUCGCACCAGAGUCUGAACCUUCCUCCGGCGCUGAUGCCUCCGCAGCAUUCGCAUCCGUCGAUGUACGUACCACCGCUUCCACCACCACCACCUGGAUACUAUAACGAGGGCAAUCUGUUGGCCCAGGCAAUGCAACAGCUCGGAUUCACCCAGCAUCAAUUUGUGCCCCCGCAAACGUUCUUUGGACCACCGACAGCGAUGAGCGCUGGUCCACCACCGCCGCAGCUUAAUGGUCAUUUGAUGGCGCCACCGUAUUAUUUCUGAAAUUUAAAAGUUUAGACUAACUAGUGCGUAAGUGAAAAGCGACACUUAUGAUAAGGGUAAAGAUGCGACAUAUUUUUCGAAACAUUUUUUUCUAUGGCAAUGAAGUGCAUCAUGAAUUUUAUUUCUUUCUGACGAAUAUUGGCGAAUGGCAAGUUUUUAUUUGAAUGUGCUUAUGGUAGUGUUGACGUUUGUUUGAAUUAAUCUUUUAACGAUAAGACGAUACACGUGUAUUGAUUGAUACCUGAACAUUUGUU
Topomyia yanbarensis is the source of this 2501-nucleotide messenger RNA. RefSeq lists its product as uncharacterized. Gene Ontology annotation, cellular component: nucleus. Lineage: Eukaryota; Metazoa; Arthropoda; Insecta; Diptera; Culicidae. The coding region runs from base 67 to 2247 and encodes 726 amino acids. The transcript is spliced from 5 exons. Gene Ontology annotation, molecular function: mRNA binding. The record is from RefSeq and is a predicted model, not a curated record.